This is a messenger RNA of Eutrema salsugineum, 1566 nucleotides long. RefSeq lists its product as uncharacterized. NCBI's taxonomy places the organism in Eukaryota, Viridiplantae, Streptophyta, Magnoliopsida, Brassicales, Brassicaceae. Gene Ontology annotation, molecular function: zinc ion binding. The record is from RefSeq and is a predicted model, not a curated record. The coding region runs from base 1 to 1566 and encodes 521 amino acids. The transcript is spliced from 5 exons.
AUGGUAGCAUCGGUUCUGCAUGAUGCAUAUCCAGGUCGGCUCGACACCCCACUUGCUAAAAGUAUCAUCAAUGUUGUUCAAAAGCGUAUUGGUAUGAAUCUGUUCUAUUCCACUGCCCUGAGAGGCAAGAAACUCACAUUUAAUAAUGUACAGGGCAGUCCAGAAGAAAGCUAUGGUAUGUUGUAUCCUUAUUUGCACAUGUUGGAGAAGGUAAAUCUCAGAACGGUAACAAGCGUGGAAUUGACUGCAGCGAAGAAGUUCAAAUACUUAUUCAUUGUUUUAGGCGCUUGCGUUGAAGGUUUUAGAGCAAUUAGGAAAGUGUUAGUAGUGGACGCAACUUUUCUCUCGGGUUCCUAUGGUGGUAUGCUAGUAUUUGCCACAGCUCAAGACCCUGAUCGGCACAAUUACCCGGUUGCGUUCGGUGUGAUUGAUGGCGAGAAUAAUCGUAGCUGGGGACAUGCAAGCAUCAUCAAGGCAGUCUCUGGGGUGUAUCCGAGCGCUCAUCAAGACUUCGUUGCUGCGAAAUUCAGGGAUUGCGCGCAUAUCUAUACUCAAUCUGAGUUCAUUAGAGAGUAUGGUGAUUUUAGAGUUAGGUUUCCUAAAGCCGCUGAGUACCUUGAUAAGAGUGUGACGCUGGAAAAAUGGGCUAGGUGCUGCUUUGCGGGGGAUAAGUACAACAUAGAGACUAGUAACGCCGGAGAAUACAGGAAGGAAUCUUGUGGUCUUUUUAACAAUAAGAGAGUGGUGCCUGUUUUGGAGAACGAAAAACACACUAGAUGUGCAAUCGCGUCUCUUUUAGUGGUGACGGAACUAAACAGCUACGAGCUUGAAUACAGCGUUAAUGGAAUGGAGGGAAAAACUUACGUGGUGAACUUGAUAGUGAAAAGCUGUUGCUGCAGGCAGUUUGAUAUAGACAAGUUCCCGUGUGAACAUGCAAUAGCCGCCGCAAAGAAACUGAUGAGCACCGAAGAUGGAUCAGCAAAUAUCGAAGUGUAUGACUUGUGCUCAAAGUAUUACUUGAUUGAGACGUGGGCAUUGGCAUACCAUCGAACAAUUUAUUCUGUUCCUCAUCAUACUGAGUGGAUUAUUCCUGACAACAUCAAAGAGUUGGUCGUUUUACCACCAGAUGUGAAGAAAAAACCAGAUAGAAAUAAAGAAAAGCGUGUACCAGGGCCUGGAGAACGUCGCCGGAGGACAAAGAACAAGGAAGACCCUCACUUGAACUUGGAGGCUUGUUUCCGAAGAAUGAACAAGGGGUUACCACUUUUCCCAAAGAAGGAUUACGACAAAGGUACAAGAUGGGGUCCCGAAGUUAAUGGAGUCAAAAUUGUUGUCAAAUGCCCUAAGAAAAUGGGAAUUCCAGAGUUCUGCUACUGCGGUCCCUCCGUUCCAAGUUGUGGAUUUAAAAAGUGGUGGGAUGUCGCGAUCGAAGAGGAGAUUAAGAUGGCAAAUGAAACUCAAGAAGAUAUGAAGUCUGUGUUUGAAGCCAUGCUCUCAAAGAUAAACAAGCUAGAGGCGAAGGUCGAAGCUCUUGUGGCGGCCCUGGAGAAGAAGAUGGAAGGUUGA